AUGUCGAUUAUUUGUUACGCAAAUCAUCGUUAUCAACGACAACAUUUACAAAUUUAUUGGAAUUCAUCGAAUACACUUUUUCAAUCAUCAGGAUAUUUAACUGUUUAUCUUGGUGAUUUAAUUGAUUUUCUUUGUCCUUAUUAUGAUAAUGAAUAUACAAAUUUAAAUAUUGAAUAUAAUACAAUUUAUCUUGUUAAUGAAAAUGAUUAUUAUCAUUGUAAUACAACAAAUUAUAAUCCAUUAAUAAAAUGUAAUAAACCAUUUGAUCUACAACCAUUAGUUUAUACAUUAUCAAUAUCAAAAUAUCUACCCUAUCCAAAUAUACCUGAAUUUGCUGAUGGACAAUAUUAUUAUUUUAUAUCAACAUCAAUGGGUCAAUUAGAAAAUAUUGAUCAACAUCAUAAUGGUUUAUGUUAUACAAAAAAUAUGAAAUUAAUUCUUAAUGUUCAAAAAUAUACUCGACAUUAUCAUGAACAACAACGAAAAAAAAACAUCGAAACUUAUAAUAGCUAA
Molecule: messenger RNA, 513 nt
Organism: Adineta steineri
Lineage: Eukaryota; Metazoa; Rotifera; Eurotatoria; Adinetida; Adinetidae
Source: the annotation of a GenBank genome assembly